Messenger RNA from Capsella rubella, 2054 nucleotides. RefSeq names its product pentatricopeptide repeat-containing protein At5g16640, mitochondrial. Gene Ontology annotation, molecular function: protein binding. The record is from RefSeq and is a predicted model, not a curated record. The transcript is spliced from 2 exons. The coding region runs from base 43 to 1473 and encodes 476 amino acids. NCBI's taxonomy places the organism in Eukaryota, Viridiplantae, Streptophyta, Magnoliopsida, Brassicales, Brassicaceae.
GUCAGGGAGAUUGGGAACGAGACUCGCACUCAAGCUUGAAGCAUGAGGAGAUCGAUUUCUUCGAAAGCCAAGUCGUUUCUUCAUCGGAAUCUUUUGGAUAAAGGUAAUCCCGGAACUUCCCCGUCGUCGUCUUCGUUUAGCAUUUGCGGUUUCUGUUUCUCGAGACGAGCUUAUUAUUCCGGUGGCAGUGGUUAUCGAGAGAUAUUGAGAAAUGGGAUUCGUUAUAUGAAACUAGAUGAUUCGCUUGAUCUCUUCUUUCACAUGGUUCAGUGUCGUCCUCUACCUUCAAUUGCUGAUUUCAGUAGAUUAUUAAGUGCCAUUUCCAAAAUGAAGAGGUAUGAUGUUGUGAUCUAUCUUUGGGAGCAGAUGCAAAUGCUUGGGAUUCCUCAUAAUCUCUAUACUUGCAAUAUCUUGUUGAAUUGUUUCUGCCAAUGCUCGCGGUUCUCUCUUGCGCUUUCGUUUAUUGGGAAGAUGAUGAAACUUGGUCAUGAGCCUAGCAUUGUCACCCUUGGCUCGCUGCUUAAUGGAUUCUGUCGCGGUGAUAGGAUUUACGAUGCUUUGUAUAUGUUUAAUAGAAUGGUGGAAAUGGGAUAUAAGCCUAAUGUUGUGAUAUAUAAUUCAAUCAUUGAUGGUCUAUGCAAAAACAAACAGGUGGAUAACGCGUUGGAACUCUUAAACCAAAUGGAGAAAGAUGGGAUUAGACCAGAUGCUGUUACCUACAACUCUCUUAUAUCUGGACUUUGUAGUUUGGGUAGAUGGAGCGAUGCUACUCGAAUGUUAAGCUAUAUGACCAAGAGACAAAUCUACCCUGAUGUAUUUACUUUCAAUGCAUUGAUUGAUGCGUGCGUGAAAGAAGGGAAUCUUUUGGAGGCUGAAGAAUUGUAUGAGGAGAUGAUCCGAAGAUCUCUGGAUCCUGAUAUUGUUACUUACAGUUUACUGAUUUACGGGCUUUGCAUGUACAGUCGUCUAGAUGAAGCAGAGCAAAUGUUUUGUUUCAUGGUAAGCAAAGGUUGCUUCCCAGAUGUUGUAACUUAUAGUAUUCUCAUUAAUGGAUACUGCAAGUCUAGGAAUGUAGAGUAUGGAAUGAAACUCUUCUGCGAGAUGUCUCAGAGAGGAGUGGUUAGAAAUACAGUCACUUAUACAAUUCUUAUCCAGGGCUAUUGUCGAGUAGGAAAACUUAAUGUUGCGGAAGAAAUCUUCAGACAGAUGGUUUUUUGUGGUGUGACUCCUAAUAUUAUUACUUACAACGUUUUGUUACAUGGUUUAUGCGAUAAUGGGAAGCUAGAGAAAGCAUUGGUGAUAUUGGCGGAUAUGCAAAAGAGUGGAAUUGAUGUUGAUAUCAUUACAUAUAAUAUCAUCAUUCGUGGGAUGUGUAAGGCUGGAUUGUACAAGAAAGGUCUACGGCGUGAAGCGGAUGCUCUGUUUAGAAAAAUGAAAGAAGAUGGGAUUUUGCCAAAUGAUUGUUAUGAAUAGUGAAGCUAACUAGGAUUAAGUGCGUCAACUUAAGUAUCACAAGGGAGCUUGCAAGUUAUUUUUAUCUGGGACAGGCUCCUUCCUUGAGAGUUUGGCUCCGGAAAGAUCAACUCAGAUAUUUCAAAACCAAUUUUGGGACACUAUGAAAUGAGCUCAUUUCAGAUGUUCAUAUGUAUUAGGAGAAACCAUUAGAGAUUGUGAACGUUAGAGCGUAAGCUGCGUAGUGGAUUUAUUGACAGAUAUUACUGUAUUGAAGCUCGCACAUAUGUGUAUCCGAUGUCUCUCCGAGAGGAUGUUUAGUCUUGAAAUGAAUAACUCAGCUCUUUCAAAACCAAGUUGGGAUUCUAUGAGGAGCGCUGAAUCUACAUUUGAAGCGAUCUUCUCAACUCACUGGCUUAUCUUAGUCUAAAGUUGUACAUUCUCACAUUACUGUAUACCAAUGUUUUUGAUGUAUCUUUAACAAAGUAUCUGUAACAAUUUUUGUAUGUAUAGUACUUAUGUACCAUUUCUUAGGUUUCUUUAUUUAUCACUUUCUGUGAAGCUUCCGGAAGUGUGAACAAUAAUACUGUCAGAACGAACUU